This is a messenger RNA of Trichobilharzia regenti, 1522 nucleotides long. The record is from the annotation of a GenBank genome assembly. Lineage: Eukaryota; Metazoa; Platyhelminthes; Trematoda; Strigeidida; Schistosomatidae.
CAGCAAUUUUUUAGAUCUUCGUUGUGUCUGAAGGUCUGAAUGAAUUAGAGCUUUUAGGACAUGUAUUACAAGCGUAUACUUCACUACUAUUCGUAUUAGAAAGUAGGAACUAUUCUAUUAACUAGAAAGGUUGCCGAGUGAAAUAGGCUUUUUAAAGCCUAUAUGCUCCAUUGUGACGAACUUUCAAGCUCAUCCUUUAGCAUAUGCAGAUAUUGAAUUUCAGGGUGUUAUCAGUAAUCAUAUUUAUAGGUUAGCUUUCGAAACCUAUUUGGUUGAAUGAACCGAAUUAUUCACGCACAAAUCUGAAGAUCGCCUCCAGAAGAAUUGUGGUUUUCUUAAAUUAUACCUCACUAAAUGUUGAGGCGAAGAUUCCUGUGUAGAGUCAUCCGACUAUACAAUACUUGUACGGAUGUGGAAGUGUCGAGACUCCCACGACACAAUGAUUGUUUACUGAUGUGGAAUAAAGUCAAAAAUCAGCAGAUUAAUCUAUGCAUGUCACCGCGUGUUGAAAAAGUUACAGUUAGUUACGAUGGCAUUCUGGGGAAAUCAACUUUGGAAAUGACUAAGGGCAUAUCAACUCCUUUAGACUGUGCCAAACACUUAUCUGAAAUGUUGGUUAAAGAAAGUGCUAUUGCUAUGGUUAACAAUGUACCUUGGGAUAUGAAUCGUCCAUUGAUAUGCGACUGUUCACUUGAUUUUGUUCACUUCAAGGAUUCUCACAUUGAUCCAACAGCUGCAAACAAUGCAUUUUGGCAGUCAUGUACUCUCCUUUUAGCAGCUGCCCUAGAGACAGCUUUUCACCAUAAACACAAUGUUCGCGUAAUCAGUCUCCCGGUGGUCAGUCCACAAAGCGGUGGAUUCACAUGUGAUAUUUCAUUCGAUCCCACCCACAAGUCAUUUACUAACUGGAUACCGUCAUCUCAAGAAUUAUAUGCACUAAGUACCCAUAUUCAAAGGAUGGCAAUUAAUGAAUUAAAUUUUGAACCGUUAGAUGUGCCGGUUGAUAAUGAACUAUUUCAAAAGUUGUUUGCAGAUAAUCCUCUACGAUCGAAACAAAUCAGUCAGGUUUUUAACAGGCAAAGUGUUGGUGAAUCCCAAUUCAACGAAAGAAAUUCUCUGCCUGUCUAUCGGGUUGGAGACUUUGUUGAGUGCUUUACUGAUGGACCACUAAUUCAGUCAACUAAACUUAUAGGAAAAAUUGCAAUCAGUUCAUUUAAACAUCUUGGUCGCCUUCGGGGAUCUUCGAAUUCUGUUUAUCGUGUUCAAGGUGUAGCAAUACCAUCAGCUUUCCUCACACACUUUACGACUUUCAACCGUCUUAUCCAGUGGUCUCAGUUGCCCAAUGCAGAAAUUGAUGCCUUUCCAGAUUAUGUAGAAGCUUAUAAGUGACAAAUGUAAACCCAAAAUCCAGUUAUUUUUCAUUGUAUUAUAUUUAACAUAUGACGUUAACAAAUCACUUUGUACUAUUAUCAGCCAAUUACAAUAAACUGAUCAAAGACUUCCUAUUCUCUUUGAAACCAAA